UAGAAAUCUAGAAUAUAUAUUCCCUCAUCCCAAAUCUAUGACAAACUCACCUGCCUGUUCACAUGUUCUUCACCAUCCAAACCUAAAUACUUCAUCUCACAACCCCACUCAGAUCUUCUUUCAUUAUUACACUCACCAGCCUCUUGCUCUUUCUAGCAAAGCUCUCUGUAAAAGGGAACCUACUCUUUCCAGAUCAGCUUUAGACUCCCUUUAUAAAGGUUUCCCCUGCAAAUCUCUUGGCUUCACACUCCCCCAUCUCACAAAAUGUCUAUCUUCUACUGAGUUCAUAGCCUAGGUACCUAGCCUGAGUCUCAGUUUCCAAUCUUUAGUUUUUCUCCAUUUUUAUCAAAGAAUGAGACUUGCCAUCUUAUUCAUUGUCUUCCUAUUCCUCUCAUGGCUAAAUUUCAGGGGCUGGGCUUCCAGUAGUAGGGACACUUAUGUUAGAGAUGCAUGUAGUGUGACCAGGUAUCAGAAUCUCUGUAUCCAUUCACUAGCUUCAUUUUCACGAAUAGCUAGAAGAAGUCCUAGCAAGUGGGCUCGGGCUGGGGUCUCGGUCACAAUAGGUGAGGCUAAAAACGCUAGUCAAUACCUCAACAAAUUGAAGAAAAACAGACUCGUCAAAGGCAACAGAAACAGAAUUGCCCUGUCAGAUUGCAUUGAGAACUUCCAGGACACAAUUGACAAUCUUCACAAAUCGCUUGGUGUACUCAGGAAACUUGACGCCACCAGCUUCGAUACUCAAAUGGGAGAUAUAAUUACAUGGAUGAGUGCUGCACUUACUGAUGAAGACACUUGUCUGGAUGGUUUUGAGGAGCAAAACACUCGCACACAAGUUAUACAAGUCCUUCAGAACAGAGUCACAAGAGUCACCUAUAUUACCAGCAACGCUCUGGCUCUUGUCAACAAACUUGCAUCUACUGGUUUGGGAAGCUCUACCAAUUAAUCCUAAUUUAAUACCAGAUCCUAAUAUUAUUGGAAUAAUUAAGCCAGCCCAAUAUCUUCCAGUUGUGUAUGUUCUGUUCUUAUGUGAAUCCAUAAGCCUUUGCAGUAAUAGUACUUGUUUAUUAUUAAAGUUUCA
This is a messenger RNA of Manihot esculenta (cassava), 1078 nucleotides long. RefSeq names its product pectinesterase inhibitor 6. The record is from RefSeq and is a predicted model, not a curated record. The transcript has a single exon. NCBI's taxonomy places the organism in Eukaryota, Viridiplantae, Streptophyta, Magnoliopsida, Malpighiales, Euphorbiaceae. Gene Ontology annotation, molecular function: enzyme inhibitor activity. Gene Ontology annotation, biological process: negative regulation of catalytic activity. The coding region runs from base 353 to 943 and encodes 196 amino acids.